Molecule: messenger RNA, 1698 nt
Organism: Harmonia axyridis
Lineage: Eukaryota; Metazoa; Arthropoda; Insecta; Coleoptera; Coccinellidae
Product: meiosis-specific nuclear structural protein 1
Exons: 8
Coding region: 146-1576 (476 amino acids)
Biological process (GO): cilium organization
Cellular component (GO): motile cilium
Source: RefSeq, a predicted model, not a curated record
AUUUUCAAAGUAGUGUGCUAGGAUCUUAAAAUAUAACCCCAGUAGAAUAUAUUUGUCAAACGAUUAUUGUUUAUAAUAACCUUCAUCCAAAUAACAUUGAUCAAAACAAUUCAAUAAACGUUAUUUCCUAGUAUCCUAAUCCCUAAUGGCUCUGAGCAACACAGGCAAAAAGGAACUACAGAAAGAACUAGAUAAACGAAAUUAUUAUGAAACCACUGAAAGAGAAAGAGUUGCGAUAGAAGAUAGAAAUAAGUCCAGGAAUCUUAUCAGAUUAUUACAAAUUCAAAGGAAGGAACAAGAGACAGCUGACCAGGAACAAAAUGCCAGAGAAAGGGAUGCUUAUCGUGAAAGAAGUUUGGAACAAGAAGAAACAUUGGCAAGAGAAUUAGAUGAACUCAGAAGAAAAGAAAUAUGUGUCGUUCGGGAAAGACAAAUCCUCAGAGAAAGUAGCCAUGAACUAAAAGAAUUAGAAACUAAAUUGAGAAAUGCCUAUGCUAAAAGGGAACUGAGAGCACAAAUGGCUGAAAAUGAAGAAAAGAGGCGUCAGGAGAAGUUGAGAGUAAUGGAGACUAAUAAAGCUCUUGAAGAAGCAAGAGUGAAUGAAGCCGAAUACGAUAGAUAUUUGAAACAACAAGAAAUAAACAAAAAACAUGAAUAUAUGAAAGAGCUACAAGAUCAGAUGAUUUUCAAAGAGAAGAUGAAAAGGUGCAAAUAUGAAGAAUUCCUUAAGGAGAAGAAACUCAUUGAUCAGGUUGUUGAGAGAAUACACCUAGAAGAUGAGAGAGCUCUUCAGGAAAGAUGGAUGAAAAUGCAGAAAACUAAAUCUGAAAUGAUAGCAUUCAAAGAAGCUCAGGAAAUGUGGAAACAAAAGCAGAGGGAACAAAUUGCAGAUGAAAAUAAGAAAAUUCAAGAAUAUAUGUUCUCAAAGCAAUCAGAUGUUCAGGCAAAAGCACUUGAGAAGCAACGUAAAGAGCAGGCUCGAGAGGAAAUGGUGGAUGCGAUCGCGAAGAGAUUGUAUGAGGAAAAGACGAAACAAAGAGAAAGAGAAGACAUUCAACAAGAGUUACUGGAACAAGAACGUAUCGAGUCUGCAGAGUAUCGGGAGCAGAAGGAAUUGGAGAAGAGAUUCCGCCAGAGGGUUGACAUGGUGAAAGGAUUGGACAGUCAAGUGAAAGAACACGAAGAGAAGAAGAAACAGAUGGCGGAAGAAGAAGCUUAUUAUAAGAAUAUGAUGCAAAAGAACGCCGAAGAAGAUAUGAAGUUGGAAAUGAUGUCCGCUGAGAAGAGGAGAAUAAGGAAGAUGCAGCUGAGAAAGGACCUGCAGGACUUGAUAGGGGAAAGACGAAGGAAACAUGCGGAGAAUAUGCAGAUUCUUCUCAAGUUGCACGAUCAAGAAUUGGCGGAAUUAGCUGAAAGGAACAGGAAAAUAGAAGAAGAAAGGAUAAGAAUGUUGAAGGAACAUGCUGAACAUCUCAUUGGAUACAUGCCUAGAGGUAUUUUGAAAGAAGAAGAUCUUCCAUUACUCGGACAAGCUGUUUACGAAAAAUAUAAACCCAAAACAGAUAAUAGCCCUUAAAACUUCGAACUGAUAUUUUUGAUGAGUCAACCAUUGUGAUAUUUUUGACGAUUCUUUUUUUUUAAAACCAGCACGCAAAUUUAAUUUACAAAUCACUGUUCAAUAAAAUGUUUAUUAUGAAA